This is a messenger RNA of Medioppia subpectinata, 2667 nucleotides long. NCBI's taxonomy places the organism in Eukaryota, Metazoa, Arthropoda, Arachnida, Sarcoptiformes, Oppiidae. The record is from the annotation of a GenBank genome assembly.
AUGUCCCGUGUUUAUCUCAACAUAUUUUGUAUGGUUUGUACGGUUUGGGCGCAAACGACAAAUAAUGAACAAACGGGACACACAUUGUCCGGAAAUACCGAUACCUUAACCCAUGCUAUCACACAAACGCCCAAACCUGCAGAAUAUGAUACCACACAUCAUGAGAAUUCCAGUCCUUUACCGGAACUGAUAACAAUUCCUCCUGAGAGCUCACAGGGAGGUAAAGACAUUACGACUCAGUCAUCGAUGGCUGAGACGACCAAAAUAGAUGAUCAUAAAGUAGUGACUGAAAGCCCAGAAUCCGGAAGUUUGAGUUCCAGCGCAACAGACGCUAACAAUAAAUCAAAUGAUCCGCAAACCACUGCUUUCUCUGUCAAUGAGUUGUUUAACACAAACAUUAGCCCAAAUCCAGUGGAUGUCUCAUCAAAGACACCGAAAACUAUUAGCUUUGAUGCAAACGAGGAGUUAAUAAAUUCUCAAACAUCUACUAAAGAAAAAACAUCUCACGAGACAACUGAAUACACAAUCGAUACGUCAUCCGAAGCGCAUACCAUCGCAAACAAUCCAAUUGAUACUGUCGUUAAGAUUAUCACUACUACUGUCACACCGAUUACUACUACGACUAGUGGCCAAACAACAACUAAAUCCUUACAUGAAAUACAGACAACACAAGCAAGUGUCAGCUCAAGCACUACAACACCAGUAACUACAAGUGCAAUGCCCAGAGAAACAUCUCCUUCUUCUUCUACUACUACUACGACUACAACCCCUUCUCCAACACAACAAACCACAGAAGUGCCAAAUAAGACAACUCUUAUGACUACAAGUCAAUCAAAUUCAGACCAUUUAUAUAUUCCUACGAUAACAAUGCAAAGCGAUAGCGAGUCCACACAAUUGCACAAUAGCUCGCAUCACGACAUCGCCACAGAAUAUCCAUAUCUUAAUACAUCUGAUUUGCAAAGUUCUUCGGCACCCGAGACCACAACAGGCCAUUCAAGUGAAUCAGAAAGUAAAACACUACCAGAUUUGUCGUCACUGUUUGCCAAUAUCACCGAAGAAAUGACUUCACAGGCCAUAGAAACAAAACCCACGGAAUCACAAACAGUAACCCAAUCGAGUGAAACUGUUAGACCUAUAGAAACGAGUUCUACAACUCAUUCACCAGAACCUAAAGUAAGCACAGAAUCCAUACAAACAACUAUUUUUAGAGAAGAAACUGAACCAAAACAGACGACAGUAGUCGUAACACAAUCACCGCAAACCACUCUCAAAAUGAUUGAACCAGAAGUGACCACACAUUUGAGUCAACUAAUGAAUGUCAGUGAAUCUCCCGAAGCCAAUCAAACGCAACCCGUAGAAGAAAAUCUUAUACAAACCACUAAAUCUGAUCCAAGCCAUGGCUCGGAAUCGGCCCCAUGGACUCAUCCUCAGCCAACAGAUCCAAUGGAUGCCAUAUCAACCGGUAUUCCAGUACAGCCAAAUAUAAAUACUUUAAAAGUGAUUCUUCCGAAUAUAAAGCAUCUAAAUUACAUCAACAAAGAAGAUAUGGUCAAUACAGUUACCAUUACUUUCACCACGAAAGCAGUGGAGAUCUAUCGAUGGGUUACCAUAUUUGACCAAAAUUUCCGUAACUUCACCUGUAAUUGCAUCGAUUCUGAAAGGAAUUGGUGUUCAAUCGAUCGGGUAAUAUAUGUUUCGCCGUCACCUCUGGUAAUGAACAAUCAUCUCAUUGUCAGCUUCUUUGUGAACGACGCUCCGGCCAAUGAAUCCAACACUUAUCACGUAUACGGAGGACCUAUGGUUGUGGAAGCGCUCAAGAAUUCAACAAAAUCAUUGGAAGAAAUGAUGGGAAUGGAAGUGCUAAGCCUUCAGACAAAUAUGGGAACAAUUGUGGUGAAGCCGUUGGAGACGAGUUCUCACCGAUUGGCCAAAUUUGAGUUACUUGUGUUCAUCUUCACAGUUGUAAUGUUCAUCUGUACAGUACUCCUAUGUCUGGCCAUAAUCUGUUCGUGCGCUAAACGAAAGAGCGUUGAUAUGAAUCAGAUUCAACUCAAUAAAGCCAAUCGUCGCCAACAAUCGAUGGCUACAAUCAAUGGUUUUGACUUGAAUUCUGCGUCCAAUAUAUUGCGAGACGAAAACCAUGAGAAACGUAAUCACAAUGUGAUAAACCUGGAGGACGGAUGGGUCGCACCUAUUGAUCAUGUCAUCGAAAAUGAGAAAAUUACUAAAUAUGAUAAUCUUCAGGACACUAAGUUAUUAAUCAAUUAUAUUCUUUGGAUAAUGUUGUCGACUAUAAUAUCACUGAACGUCCACUUCUUGUGCCCAUCACUUCUCAGUCCAUUCAUUUUCCUUCUUCAGUCUCUUUUCGACCUCUGGAUCCAAAUCGCACUCAAUGUUCCACAGUUUGCGAACCUCUUCGGCCGACUUGCCGUCGAUCUGUUUGGCCGCUAUCUUACAAUUAAUUACAAUCAAUUAUUCCACUUCUCAAUUAUACUAUUAAUCAAUUAUAUUCUUUGGAUAAUGUCGUCGACUAUAAUAUCACUGAAACGUCCACUUCUUGUGCCCAUCAUAAGAGUCAGGAAGAAGUCAGAGAAAAGCUGGAGACCUAGGUUUAGCGUGAGUUACAAGGUGUCAAACGCUUGGAGAAGCCGGCUGAACGGCAGCUAG